CACACUCCUGAUCGAUAGGUGGCGAUAUUUGGUGUUGUAUCAUCCUCCCUCGGUGGUUUUGCAUAGCAAGUCGUUUAAUAUGGCGGCCCGCAGGAUAGCAUGUUUAGGGUUAAAUGCCCUUUAUUCCACUGUCUGCGCCCCAAAGCAGGCCCUGAGGAGCUGCUGGGGGGCGAUGGAGCAGGUGAGGGGUUAUUACGUUGACUGGAGGAUGCUGAGGGACCUCAAGAGAAGACAGAUGGCCUUUGACUAUGCUGAUGAGAGGCUACGGAUCAAUGCACUGAGGAAGAACACCAUCCUACCCAAAGAGCUUCAGAUCAGCCAGUUGGAGGCAGAUUUGCUGGAGCUGGGGUCACUCUUGGAGAAGGCAGAGAGGAAAAGAGUGCAGGAGCUGCUAAAGCAGGAGCAGAAGAAGGUGGAGAAGGAGCUUGCAGUCAAACGACAACAGAAGGAGCUACAAGCCAGGAGAGAGGCAGACCCAUCUGCUGCCUCUAAAGCAACAUACACAGUCAAGAUCACCAACUAUGCGUGGGACCAGUCCGAGAAAUUUGUCAAAAUUUACCUUACAUUGAAGGAUGUGCACAAAAUUCCAUCAGAAAAUGUGGAGGUCAACUUUACAGAAGGGUCAUUUUCUGUCUUGGUAAAAGAACUCGAUGGGAAAAACCAUCAGAUGACAGUCCUCAAUCUGUUAUAUCCAAUCGAUGAAAAGGACAGCUAUAAAAAGAUAAAAACAGACAUGGUCCUGGUCAUGUGCAAGAAGCAGACAACAAAGAAGUGGGAGUGCCUAACAAAGGUGGAAAAGCAGUCUAAAGAGAAAGAUAAACCCAAUGUAGAUGCCAAUGCAGACCCCAGCGACGGCCUGAUGAGCAUGUUGAAGAAGAUUUACUCAGAUGGAGAUGAUGAGAUGAAGAGAACCAUAAACAAAGCCUGGUCUGAGUCCCAAGAGAAGAAAAUACGAGGAGGAGAAGGCAUGAUGGACUUCUGAACUGCACUCACUGCUUUUCCACAGCAGGACCAAGUGAGAGCUGCCAGGGAUGCAGCUGGCGUGACUUGAAUAUUAAAUGUUAUGGGUUGAAACUAAAGUCCAAUAAACAUAGAUAUACAUAGAAAUCAUAUUUCCACAAAAUCUAGAAAUUCAUUACACAGUUCAUAUAUAAGGUGUAGGGAUUAAUAUCUAAGCCCCGGAUGGUCUCAUUUUGGCCCUGCUUUAAAAAUCAGGCUUCCGGUGUUCUGAUAGUCAUGGGGCAUAAUGCAUAAAGCUGUCAAUAAGUUGCACGGAAAAUGCCGUACAAACAUAAGUGCGCUAUCAAGCAGAUGGCAACCUUAACACACCAAGAAAUCACACAUUUCAUCAUUUAAAAUUUAUUUUAAGUUAAGUUAGAUUUAAAGGGUUAAAUGACCACAGUGCAUUUGUUUUUUUUUUUUGAGAUAAGUCUCUCAAAAUGUCUGUCAGCACUUCAUCGUUUAAAUUGGACCAGGGUAAAUGAAAUAUGUGAGACAUGUUCUGUAAAGUUACAUCUUAAUAUUGUUCCUUUGCAGAAUUCAGCGCAGCAAAACUGAGCUGAUAUUUAAGAUGUUUUCAAGUGUACAUUUGCCAAAGUCAUGCUCAUGUUCCUUUUAAUGAAGACAACCAGAGAACUCUUCUGACUACUUUUAAAGUCUUCAUAUCAGCCUUUUAUUUUUUUGUCAUUCCAUAUAAUAUCUCAAAUGAUAGCAGUAAAGGCAGGAUUACGCAUGCAUCAGUCCAGUGUAAUAAUGUAUGUUACUGCAUGGGUCUGUAUUUUACCCACUCCUGUGUAAUGCUCUAAAACACAUUCUUUGAAAUUCCUUAAUGUGACUGUUAGUUUGUUACUAUAAUCUCUAUUUACAGUAGCACCGUUACAGUUGUGAUUUUUCCCUCCAACAUUUGUGAAUAUGUAAAAUGUAUGAUUUAGUUGAUUAUUUUACUUACGUAUUGUUGCCCGCCCUCAGGUUGUUCAUGAAGUUCUCACAAAUAUAGAUCUUGAACUGAG
Messenger RNA from Siniperca chuatsi (mandarin fish), 2009 nucleotides. RefSeq names its product 28S ribosomal protein S14, mitochondrial-like. The record is from RefSeq and is a predicted model, not a curated record. The transcript has 7 exons. Gene Ontology annotation, biological process: heart development; translation. The coding region runs from base 80 to 982 and encodes 300 amino acids. Gene Ontology annotation, molecular function: ubiquitin protein ligase binding; S100 protein binding; structural constituent of ribosome. NCBI's taxonomy places the organism in Eukaryota, Metazoa, Chordata, Actinopteri, Centrarchiformes, Sinipercidae. Gene Ontology annotation, cellular component: mitochondrial small ribosomal subunit; ribosome; nucleus.